GCCCACACAGCCCAAGGAGCUCUGUUCAAGAUGGACGAUGUCUAAUCCUAAACCAAUUACGAAUGCUAAUCUAAGGAGGCCAGAUAUGCAAACUGCUCCCUAAUCUGGGGAGAACAGCCUGAGUGAACCAGGGGUCCUGGGGAGAAACUUGUUUCACAGGGGCAUUUGCAUUUACCACAUCCGGGGAGGUCGGUGUUCUCCUGUUGUCCCGCCCCAUUCUGCCUUAAACUGGGUGACCAGCCCCAGCACAACAGCAGGCCAAUGGGCUGAGGACAAAAGAAAGCUACUUUCUCAUCUACCUUCCAUCUGUUGGACCUGGGCCUAAUCUCUGGGAUAAGGAUGGCGGGUGCAAAGGCGGUCACGGGCCCUGGCACCCCUCUUCGCUUGGCACAGCAACGCAGUGGAGUCAGCAGUGUCAUAGUGAGUCCUCCCUUCUAUCAGGUGUCCUGCUGUGGGCCUGUCCCCUGGACCUGCUGCUGCCUUCAUUCUAGGUGGCCCCCUCUCACAGAGUCUCCCUGUAGCCGCCUGUUCUACAUCCUCCUCCAUGUAGGGGCCUCAGCAGUCUGCUGUCUCCUGCUGUCAAGGACAGUUGUGGAAAGAGUCUGGGGCAAGGCACAUGGGAUCCAGAUGCCCUCAGAGCUGUGUGCGCAUCUGUUUGGCCAGUCUCACUGCCCGGUGCUCAGCGGCUCUGGGGCUGUGUACCGAGUAUGUGCAGGAACUGCCACCUUCCACCUGCUGCAGGCUGUGCUGCUGGUCCACCUCCACUCCCCCACAAGCCUGCGAGCACAGCUGCAUAAUAGCUUCUGGCUCCUCAAGUUGCUGUUCCUGCUAGGUCUCUGUGCUGUUGCCUUCUGCAUCCCUGAUGAGCAUCUCUUCCCAGCCUGGCAUUAUAUUGGCAUCUGUGGAGGCUUCACAUUCAUCCUGCUGCAGUUGGUGCUUAUUACAGCCUUUGCCCAUUCCUGGAACAAGAACUGGCAAACAGGUGCAGCCCAAGACUGCCGCUGGUUCCUAGCUGUGCUGCUGACCACCCUCGGAUUCUAUGGCAUGGCAGGUGUAGGAGCUGUGCUCCUGUUCCACCACUACACACACCCAGCUGGCUGCCUGCUCAACAAGAUGCUGCUUAGUCUGCACCUUUGUCUCUGUGGCCUUCUCUCCUUCAUCUCCAUCGCUCCCUGCAUCCGCCUCAAGCAAGCCCGCUCUGGCCUUCUACAGGCCUCUAUCAUCAGCUGCUAUAUCAUGUACCUGACAUUCUCUGCACUAUCCAGCCGUCCUCCAGAGAGUGUAAUCCUUCAAGGACAGAAUCACACUCUGUGCCUGCCUGGCCUUAGUAAAACGGAACCCGAAACACCAGAUACUUCUCUGGCAAUGUUGAGUGCUGGCAUCAUGUAUGCUUGUGUGCUUUUUGCUUGCAAUGAGGCUUCCUACCUGGCUGAGGUAUUUGGGCCCUUGUGGAUUAUCAAGGUUUACAGGUAUGAGUUCCAGAAGCCCUCACUCUGUUUCUGCUGUCCUGAAACCAUACAGCCAGAAGGGCAAAAAGGUGGGGCUGCCUGGCUAGCUGACCAAGAGACCUCUCCAGCUCCUCCAGUGCAAGCCCAGCAGCUUUCCUACAGCUAUUCUGCCUUCCACUUCGUCUUCUUCCUUGCAUCACUCUAUGUCAUGGUUACCCUUACCGACUGGUUCAGCUAUGAGGAAGCAGAACUGGAAAAGACCUUCACCAUGGGUAACUGGGCUACCUUCUGGGUCAAGGUUGCCUCAUGCUGGGCCUGUGUACUCCUCUAUCUGGGGCUGCUACUGGCACCACUCUGUUGGUCCCCCACCCAGGACCCCCAGCCGCCUCCUAUCUUCAUACAACACUGUCAUCGCAUCGUAUCGCCAGAUAACAAAUAUCCAGUUUAAGUACUUAUAACAAAUUGGGGUUUCCUUGAAGCUGUACUCCCUAAUCCUGCCUCUUGGGAGCUAUUCAGCCCAACAAAUACCUCAAGGACACAAUGGAUAGUUACCUCCCUCGAGGCUGAAGUCAGUCCUAUGUCUGAAUUUUAAAGCAUGCCCAUACACACCCUAAUGCCCUGGGCAGAGCAACUGACUCACUGGAGCUACCGUUACAUCUUCACCCCAGCUCAAGAGCCUGACUCUCAAGUCAGCAGCUCAGGAACCACUACUGAUCCCAGCAGACAGUCUGGCACCAGCUCUUUCCUGGCUUUCACGGUGGAGAUGGGGGCAGGGAAAGACCAACAGGGACUUAAGACUUACUUGGCUCUGCCCUUGCAGAUAAAAAGGAAAAUAAGCAGUUUAGCCCUAGGAAUGUAAGAAGCCCAGCACCCUAGAACAAACCAGGACACAGGAAGAAAGGAGCAGAGACUACCCUAGGUUUUAAUCCUGAUUUGAGGUAAAAGGAAAUGGGAAGACAAAAACCACCUUCAUUCCAUGAGGAAUGACAGAAGAGAAAUGUGAACACUUGAGACUGGCUGACCAUGGGAAGUCAGUGAGCAGCAGGAUCUGGGCCAACUUUUAAGCAGGCAAACAAACUGAGGAAGAAUGAGGAAGAGGGGCAUAAACUUAGGUCUUGGAGCCCUCCUUCUUAGGACCCCAACUCCAUCCUUAGGAUGGUGUUCAAGGUCUGAGUGGGGGACAGAAAUCACAGAAAAGAAGUCCCUAAAGUUCUUAGAGGAUUUCUCUACCACAUACCUAGAAUAUUUGUCUGUUUGUUGUAGUACAAUAAAAGGUUUUUUCUGUGAUGUUUCACUUAAUCUACAUACCCACAACCUUUAGCGUCUAAAGUUCUCUCCCCUUUUGGUGGGAAAGGGCAGCCAUUCCUCCA
Messenger RNA from Camelus dromedarius (Arabian camel), 2818 nucleotides. It is a transcript of the gene SERINC4, whose product is annotated as serine incorporator 4. The record is from RefSeq and is a predicted model, not a curated record. Lineage: Eukaryota; Metazoa; Chordata; Mammalia; Artiodactyla; Camelidae. Gene Ontology annotation, cellular component: membrane.